AAGAGGACGUCUGUGAACUUCAGUUCAGUGUAACAAUAUAUGCCUCGACCCGAAGCAGAAAAAAACAGUACGAAAUUUGACAGAUUAAGCUAUCAAAAUAUAAUUUUACUCCCUUCUAUACGCAAGGUACUGGAACACUAAAAUACUAAACAAAAAUCAGCGUAAAAUUGGUGAAAGUGCAAAUAAAAGAAAACUAAAGCCCAGGAAAGGGUCCAGGAUAAAAAUUCUUUUUAAAUAGACGAUGAAGUCUGAUGGUGAUAAACAGAAAUUUUAAAAUAAAUCUUUAAGCCUGUCAAGCUAAGCUGCUAUUUCCAGGUACCACCAUUUUCACUGUAUUGAACAUCAACCCAAAAUAACCCUGAUUUAUCCCUUAAGGGAUUAGACAAGACCUCUUAAUUUUUAUAUGCUCAAGAGAAUUAAUGAUCAAAUUUAAAGCAUCUUUUUGUAAUCUUGAACGAUAAAACAUCCCUUAGACAUCAUCAUUCCUCAAUCCUCAUUUAACCUCAAGGAAACCUCGUGUUGAAACCUCAAUGAAAAAAACUAACUGUGCCAGUGACUUCAGUUAUUGAAAGCAAUAUUCGUAAAAACUGAAAAUUGUAAGGGAACUAAAACAGCAGAUAUCACAUAAAGAUAUAUUACGAAAUGAUUUCCCCAAGUCCAUAUUUCCUCCAGAAACAUCCCAAUUAAGAUCUUAAUCCAGACAGGAAACCGAUUUCUUUUAGUGACUCGAGAAGCUACGACAAAUUUAUAAAUUCCCUUAAAGAUAAUCUGAUAACAGCCUGAAUCUCAUUUCCUUCUAAACCCCCUUAAAGCUGAUUCACCAUAUUUAAAAGACAAACUGUCAGUGAUAUCGUCAUUAAAAGAGAUAAAAUUGAUCUGUUAUCUUUUACUUUUGAGUCGUUUGAAUUUUCGUCAGGGCUUCUGGUCCAUUAUCAGUGACUCAGGGUCCCAUAAAUCAGAGCUGCCCCUUUUUCAGUGACUCGAGGUCCCAGAAAUCAAGAACUGUUCUCCCUUUGGCAGUGAGUCAGGGUCCCAAAAAUCACAACUGUCCCUAAAUCAGUGACUCAAGAUCCCAGAAAUCAGAACUGUCCCCUUGUCAGAGACUCGAGGUCUCAUAAAUCAAGAGCUGACCCUUUGUCAGUGAAUCAAGUUCCCUGAAAUCAGAAAUGUUCCCUUGUCAGUGACUCGGGUUUCCAAGAGUCGAGAACUGUCCCUUCGUCAGUGAUUUCAAGUACCCAGAAAUCAGAAUUGUCCUUCAACAGUGACUCGAGAUCACUGAAAUCAGAACUGUCCUUUUGUCAGGGACUCGAGGCCCAGCAAAUGACCUCAAGAUCCCAGAAAUCAAGAAUUGUCCCUUUAUCAGUGACCUCAAGAUCCCAGAAAUCAGAAAUGUCCCUCUAUCAGAAACUCGAGGUAUCCCCUUGUCAGUGACUCGAAGUUCAGAAACCAGACCUGUUCCUUCGUCAGUGACUCGAGGUUCCAGGAAUCAAGAACAGUAGUUUCGUCAGCGAUUCGAGCUCCCAGAAAUCAAGAACUGUACCUUUGCCAGUGAUUUAACGAGUCUCUUUGUCAGUGACUCGAGGUCCCAGGAAGCAUAACUGUCCCUUCUUUAGUAACCUCAAGACCCCAGAUGUAAAGUUGACCCAAAAUCGAUCCUUGUGUCAGUGACUUGAGGCCCUGGAAAUCAGAACUGCCCCUUUAUUAGUGACUCAAGUGCCAAAGAAACCAGAACUGUCCCUUUGCCAGUGACCCAAGGGCCCCAGAAAUCAAUAGGUACCUCCUUGUCAGUGACUCGAGGUCCCAGAUGCGAAUUUGACCCAGAGUCGACCCACUGCCAGUGAGACACAAGCCGCCACAGGAAAUCAAGCUGAUUCAGUACCUGCCGGUGGUCGAGCGAAGGCAGACGACCCCUCCGCCGGCGGAAGGUGGUGGCGUCGGCUGGUGAUGAGGUGUUUUGGGGCCGCGGCGGAGUCGUCGAAGGCGGCGAAGAAGAAGAAGAAGGUGGUGGUGGUGACGACGACGAAGGCGGCGGCGGGGCAGCAAGGGAGACGGAACCAUUGCUCUUACCGUCGGCCUCCGCCAUGAUGGUCCCAACGUAAACCCCAUAAAACAUAUAUAGAAUAUAUAAACAAAUAUAUAAAAAGUCCUCUUUUGUAAUAAAGAUAUAAAAUAUAAAUAUAUAUCUCCUUUGACGAAAUAAUAAUAAUAAAAACAACACAAAUCAAUAACCUCGUCAAGUUCCCCAGCUCUAUAAAAAUAACAAAUCCCUUGCCAGGGAGAAGAAGACAUUCAUCUCUCCCAUUAAAAAACACAUAUACACACAAUUAAACGCCAUGAAACAGGCUUUAGAGUAGAGGCAGCGGUCCACAAAGCAACAGCAGCAGCAGCAGCUGAAGGAGCAGAAGGAGCAGUAGCAGUAGCAGAAGAAGAAGAAGAAGAAGGAACAUCAGUAGCAGUCGCCCUCUCAGGAGCUAACCAGCAGCAGUGAGCAACAGGCGACCAAAUAAGCAGCCUUCGCGGCCACAAAUCCUGCCUUUAGGAGGAGCCUGCAGCAGUUCAAAGCAGUAGCAGAAGGAGCAGCGGCAGGAGCAGCAGCAGCAGCAGUACCAGAAGAAGAAGAAGGAGCAGUAGUAGCAGUCACCCUCUCAGGAGUCAAACAGCAGCAGUGAACAACAGGCCACCAAACAAGCAGCCUUCGCAGCUCGACCGCGCCAGCAGCCACACACGUCCCCAGCCUACAGAAAGGAGAAGGAGCCUUCAGGAGCAGGAGGAACCACGCAAGGGGUGCCGCCAUCUCGCAAGGAGGGGGCGCCGUCUCGCUACCACCGUCAUCCUCGACAGGAGGCCACCUAGCGGAGGAGGAGAGCAAACCAGCAGCAGCAGCAGCAGCAGCAGCAGCCAGCCAUCAUGACACCUCAGGUAGCGCUGCUCCUCGCCAUCAUGCUGGCAGGUGUGCCCGGAAGCGGUGCCCGAGGAGGCAAGGCAGGAAAGGGCGCCGGAGGGGGGGUAGGACGGUAUGGGUACCGAGGCAUCAACAACGUCGGCAGCUAUGAGAUGACAUGGGAAGAUAUCGUUUUAGCAAUACAGUUAUCUGCCAUGUGUUUUGGGGCAUUACUGGCCCUGUGCAUCGUGGCCUGCUGUGCUUAUAAGAUAUGUGGCCCGGCAGAGGAAGAGGACUGGGCCUCCAGAUACUCCGUUCUGAAACCUCCCCCACGCCUUCCUCCAGAGCUCCUCAGGGAAAUCUACACUCUCCCAUCCACAACCUCUGAGACUCCCGUAACCCGUUCAACUUCACAAAAGUACACAACGAAAUCCACCCCAGUCACUCCCGCUCACCGCACGAGAUCCCUAGGGGCCAGCUCAACCAUCAACUUCGUGGAGGGCGGUCCACGCGUGACUUCCGUCGGUACAGAUCCCAUGCCCAACAACAUACGACCUGCAGCGAGCCUAGGAAACUUGCCAAACGGUGGACCUGGAAGCUCAUCGGCAGGAGAAAUCACUCCAGCCCCACCCAGGCGCCACGACUCUGACCACAGGCACCGAUCGUCUGGACACAGGGGCCACUCUUCUGGAAGCAAGUCUCCCAAGAUCCUGAAUCUUGGAUGUAUGCUGGAUGGAAGACCAAGACUUCUGACACUUUCUGCGGUAUCAUCGGCCCGUGCAGCCAAAGAGGCUGCUGGAAGAGGAGCAGCCAAUAGAUUAGCAGCUCAUGACCAGCACGAUUCCACUCUGGAUUUAGCUCGGGCGGCUGCAUCCGCAAUUCCAAGCCUUUCGCGUAGGUCGUACUCUGAGUCGUAUAGUAGAUCCUACUCCGAUUCGUAUAGAAGAUCUUGCUCAGACUCAUACGGUAGGUCCUGCACUGAUGCAUACAGCAGGUCCUGCUCCGACACACACACAGCAGUCGUCUAGUUUUUCAGCUGAAUUGCUACAAUUACAGACAGGGAAUGUCAGGGCAAAAAAAAAAAAAAACUAUUAUGCAACGUUAUUUUGAGAUAGGAAAUAGGAACACUGUAUGAGUUGGUUAACUGAAAAGUAUAUAGUUCUGGAAGGAACGAUGAUUUAGGCAAGGCCAGCUCUAGGGCGCCACUGUCGAAGGUUUCAUAAGGAAAAGAUGGUUUAGGUGAUGAUGACGAUUCUAGGGCUGCAUGCAAUCGUUUACCUGCCUACCUUAAGCUUUAAGUAUCAAAACAGCAGGCACAUUCCACUUGACAAAUGACUCAAACUCUGCUAGAAUUUAACUCCAAUCUGUGCGUAAUCACAACAUUUUAUGAAAAGACUUUGUACGUGCAUUAUAGGUAGAUCAUUACAUUUAAGACCAGUUGUAGAGAGAAGAGAAAAUGUACAUUACAUUCCAUUUACACUGAAAACAGUCUGCAUUUGCUAUGAUGAGUGUGAGUUCAAUAGAAAAACCAAAUGUGCUUCAUCUUCAUCAAAACUUUUCGCCGUGAAGAAGAGGAAACGAUUUCAGGAUCCCUGAUUUGAUAUUAUAAUGUAGAAAAAAGAAAUGUAAAUAGUAACCGCAUAGAGAGUUAUUUCACACCAUAGAUUUGACUGAAAUUAAUGUUUAAUAUAGAAUUUAUAUGUAAUGAUUAGGUAAUACGAUAUUCUCACUUUUAAAUGGAACGUUUAUUGUCUCAAACAAUUCAAAAGAAUUACUGCUAGCUUACUAGUUUGUUUGCAAAGUAUAGAGUGCUCCAAGACUAUAGAUACUGACUUUCCAUGAGCCGUCUAACCUUUAGGGAGGCAUUUAUACUUAGGAAAAAAACAAUCUUUUAUAAUAUUCAAAAUCUUGUGCAACUGCAUACAUGAAAAAACACAACGAAAAAUUCUAUUUUUUGUGUACAUAUGUUGCAUAUGCUAGGAUUUUAUACCCGGAGGUUACAUAUAACUGGGAAAGAGAAUGUAUUAGUAGUGGUAAUACUGCAUUUGCAUUUCACACUGUGCUCAAAAUGUCAUGUUGUUCAUGUUAUUUCAUUCUGGUGAGCAGUUUCCUUUGGUGGUUUUCGUAAAUGUCAAAUACUCCACAAUAUUUGUACUGAUAUAUUUUCAUGAAUGAUAAUCCGGAACUUUUUACGACUGAAAGUGUCUCGUCAGAAACUGUGUUAGCGAUCAAACCGUGCUCUAAAAGAUUUAAAUACGAUAUAAUCCCCCCUUUCAAGAUAAUUGGUAGUACAAAAAUCCACUGAAUUAAAAAAAAACUAAAUCAAUAAACAUUUCAUCAACCAAUAAAAGAAUCAAAAUUAGAAUUCAAACCGUUUACAGGGAAUGAUGAUAUAAACACUCCGCCUUUACAAGCGGAGGCUAAAUACACAUUUAUGCAUAAAAUACCUCAGAUAAUAUUUAUUUUAGGCUACGUAGCUUAAUCCUAGACUAAAAAUGGGUCACAGGAAGGAAGGAGAAGGAGGAAAUAAACUCUGUAAGUCUAGAUUUCCAAAUUUAUCUGCGGUAAAUUGUUGGACUUCGGUAGUGGGUACUUUUUUUCUUAGAGGGUAAUACUUUUAGUGUUUUUUAGAGUUUAAUAAUCGUGUAACAAAUGCAUAUAGAUGUAUAUACAAAACGCUUGAAAUGUAUAUGUAUAUAUGUAUAUGUAUGUGU
Macrobrachium nipponense is the source of this 5595-nucleotide messenger RNA. RefSeq lists its product as uncharacterized. The transcript is spliced from 3 exons. Lineage: Eukaryota; Metazoa; Arthropoda; Malacostraca; Decapoda; Palaemonidae. The record is from RefSeq and is a predicted model, not a curated record. Bases 2908 to 3909 code for a protein of 333 amino acids.